This is a messenger RNA of Clonostachys rhizophaga, 438 nucleotides long. The record is from the annotation of a GenBank genome assembly. Lineage: Eukaryota; Fungi; Ascomycota; Sordariomycetes; Hypocreales; Bionectriaceae.
AUGGCUUUCAAUCGUAAUCAGACGUACUUCGACUUCACUCCGCCGCCGCAACGAAGAUUUUCUCGACGACCGACCAAGAUGUCCGCGAUGCUCGCCGAGUCGGACCUGUCGGAGCGGUGCCCUUGCGGGCACUGUGAUGAUGACGCCGGGAAGACAGAGCCCGAACGCCGACCGAAUCGACGCGGUUUCCGAGCGCUGGUUCGAAGGGUCAAAGAAAAGAUCAAGACGUGGUGGUUGAGAGACGAAGACGCCGAAGAGUGGAACAAGUUUGUGGACGAAGUAAUCUCGACGCGAAAGCAGACAGAGCGCCCAAUCCGCACCUCGCCGAUGACGAUACGAUUCGAGCGACACACACGAUUCGACCGCCGUCCGACGGACCGGUACGUGAACGAUGUAGCGAAGGGGAUCGACCGGAAGAAAAGACGAGGGGUUCUAUAA